AUGGCCAAGUCCCAGGCCCCUCCCAAGGAGAUCACUGAUGCCCUCUUCACGAUUCCCAGACCCGCCCAGGCCUCCUUGCCAGCUCCGUCCUUCCAGCUGUACGACGUGCCUGUCCAGAGCCGAGGGCCCCCAGCCCCGAAGGAGCCAGUGAAGCAGCAGUUAUACGACAUACCCGCCAGCCCCCGAAAGGCAGGAGGCGGUGCCCCGGGCAGCCAACCGAGUAGGCAGAGUGUUCCCGUGAUAUCAAUGGUUGCCUUAAGAAGAGCCUGCUACAACACACUACCAAACCCUGAGAAAUCAGAAUGGAUUUAUGACACUCCAGUGUCUACAGAAAAAGCUGAUGUAAGAAAUGCACCUCUAACCAGCUUUGUGGAAGCAUCUGGGCCCCAUGAGCCCCCCAGGUAUAUUUCCAGUCUCCACAGUCCUCUGAAUAGCACAGCAAGGUCGCUGGCUCCACACCUGCAGAAAAAUGUGCCCGGGCAGGAAAAACUCAGCCUUCCGGAAAUUCCUUCUUAUAGCUUUCCGACACCCAGGGACAAAGGUGUCAACUACAGGGUUCCUUCAAGCUUUCUGAUUCCCCGAGUGGAAGAGCAGAACACCACGCCCAACAUUUAUGAUAUCCCUAAAGCUGUGCCAGUUGUCCCUCAGGCUGUGACAGCUCCGGGGAAAGCCAAUGGAGCUUGCGAGAAUUGCACGGACUGUAAUCCCUCCUGGUUGUCCAGACAGGUCACAUCGGCCUCCCCCGAGCCGGACAGAUUAUCCAUUAACAGUUCUGACAGCAGAGUCAGCGUCGUCUCCUCGUGCUCCUUCACAUCCACUGACUCUUCGUCCAGCUCCUGCUCAGAGGAGUCCGCAAAAGAGCUGUCCUGGGACCUGGACUUGGCCAAAGGGAUAGUCACAGCUCUGCAGCACAAGGUGACCAGCGCCAUCUCGGGCCUGAUGCUCUUCGUCAGUAGGAACUGGAGGUCCAGAGACUAUCUGGAGGCCAACAUCGGCGCCAUUCACAGGGCCACCAACCACAUAGAGGAAUCUUUGAGAGAAUUUCUGGAUUUUGCCCGUGGAGUCUGCGGGACCACCUGUAACCUCACCCACAGUAACUUUCAGGCCAGAGUUAGGGAUCAGCUCCACACAAUCUCCAACUCCUACCAGAUCCUGCUUGAGACAAAGGAAAGCCUGGACCGCUGCAAUUGGUCCCUGGAAACCCUUGUGACAGACAAAGUCCAAGACAGCCCUGAUGACCUUGAGACAUUUGUCAUGGUGGCGCGGGUGGUUCCGGAAGACAUCAAGAGGUUUGCCUCCAUCAUCAUUGCCAACGGGAGGCUCCUUUUCAAGCAAAAUUGUGACAAGGAGGAGACUGUGCAAUUGACUCCAAAUGCAAAAUGUAAGCUUGCAAAAUGCAUCCAGCUUCCGCAAAGGGAAUUUGAAUCGUACCAGAGGAGUGCUCCUUCUGUUAAACAAAGGGAAAGUGAACACUCCCCUGAAGUCUUAAAGAAAAAUUGGACAAAUGUCUGUGAGCAGUGCCGGCUCUACUUCGGGGCACUCUUCAAAGCUAUCAGCGUCUUUAACAGCAGCCUCAGCCACAGCCAGCCCCCAGAGAGCUUUAUCGCCCAGAGCAAGCUGAUUAUCAUGGUGGGGCAGAAGCUGGUGGACACGCUGUGCAAAGAGACCCAGGACAGGGACACACGCAAUGAGAUCCUUUGCCGCAGCAGUCAUCUUUGCAGCCUGCUCAAGAACGUAGCUCUGGCCACCAAGCACGCCGUGCUCGAGUACCCCAGCCCCACAGCGCUGGGGCACCUCCAGGCCGAGGCCCAGAAGCUUGAGCACCACACGCGGCAGUUCAGAGGGAUGUUGGAGUGAGCCUCCCUCUCACCCUCCCUCCUAUGCAGCUCUCUCCUAUGGGAGAGGCCGGCCCGGGCAUACGCCGAUGGGUGGACAUAGCCAUGGUGCCAAAGCCGGUAUUACCAAGUGCCUAGGCAACCCCAGGACAUUGGCUUAUCCCGCAAAGCGUCAGAGAAGAGAGUCAGGUGUUAAGUAAGGACCUUGCUUAAGUAUUUAUCAUGUAUAAAGUGACAUUGUAGAAACCGGUUUUGUCAUCGGUUAAAUGUGUGCCUGUUUUAAAUUCAUUCAUUCAACACCUAUUUAUUUAUUGCGCGCCUACUAUAUGUCAAAUUCUAGGUGCUGGGCAUAUAGCAGUAAAUGAAACAGAAGUCUUGCCCUCGGGGAGCUUACAAUCUAGUGGGAAGACAGACAGACAAUAAAGUGAUAAAUUCAUAUACAACAUAUCGGGUGCUAGGGAGAAAAAAAGUAGGAUAGGAAGAAGAGAAUUAUUUUCAAAUGAUUAAUUGCUGUUGCAUUGUCUAUGUGUUUGCUAUUUUAUUUUAACCGAGUUAAAGACGCAUGUUAUAUUUGCAAUAUAACAUGUUCCGUUAGGUUCCCUAUUAAUUUAUUUUGUACAUUAUGGACUCUAUGUUGAUAAAUUCAGUAUGCUCCAUCAGCAAAGGUUUAUACCUCAACAGUCUCAAAUCUGUUAUCAUUUAUAAUAUUAUGUAAAUAUAAUCAUAGAUUGAAGCAUCCUUUGUAGCAAUCCUCUCUUUGGCAAGUCUUUAAUCCGUGUUACCCGGGUUCUGGUACCAAAGCAAAGGUUCCAGUGUUUACUUUUGUUAUUCAAAUGCUUCUCCUCCAAGUGUGCGGGGCUAUGCAGUGGAGGCCAAGUUCUUGUUCGCAAGGCUAGUACCGGAACA
This is a messenger RNA of Hipposideros armiger (great roundleaf bat), 2741 nucleotides long. It is a transcript of the gene CASS4, whose product is annotated as Cas scaffold protein family member 4. Gene Ontology annotation, biological process: cell surface receptor protein tyrosine kinase signaling pathway; cell migration. The transcript has 5 exons. Lineage: Eukaryota; Metazoa; Chordata; Mammalia; Chiroptera; Hipposideridae. The coding region runs from base 1 to 1857 and encodes 618 amino acids. The record is from RefSeq and is a predicted model, not a curated record. Gene Ontology annotation, cellular component: plasma membrane; cytoplasm.